This is a messenger RNA of Equus quagga, 2804 nucleotides long. It is a transcript of the gene SFT2D3, whose product is annotated as SFT2 domain containing 3. The record is from RefSeq and is a predicted model, not a curated record. The transcript has a single exon. Gene Ontology annotation, cellular component: membrane. Lineage: Eukaryota; Metazoa; Chordata; Mammalia; Perissodactyla; Equidae. Gene Ontology annotation, biological process: vesicle-mediated transport. Bases 1 to 657 code for a protein of 218 amino acids.
AUGGCGGACCUGCACCGCCAGCUGCAGGAGUACCUGGCACAGGGGAAAGCAGGCGGGCCGGCAGCCGCGGAGCCGCUGCUCGCCGCGGAGCAGGCCGGGGAGCCCGCGGCGGGGAGCGGGCCGGCGGGGGCAUGGCUGGGCCGCGCGGGCCUGCGCUGGACGUGGGCGCGGAGCCCCGCGGAGCCAUCGGCGGCGGCGGGCCCGGCGUGCCUGCCGAGCGUGACGCGCGCGCAGCGGCUGGCGGCGAGCGGCGUGUGCCUGCUGCUGGCCGCGCUCUGCUUCGGCCUGGCCGCACUGUACGCGCCCGCGCUCCUGCUGCGGGCGCGCAAGUUCGCGCUGCUCUGGUCGCUGGGCUCGGCGCUGGCGCUGGCGGGCGGCGCGCUCCUGCGGGGCGGCGCGGCGUGCGGACGCCUGCUGCGCGGCGAGGAGGCGCCGUCGCGGCCCGCGCUGCUCUACGCGGCCGCGCUGGGCGGCACGCUGUACGCGGCGCUGGGCCUGCGCAGCACGGUGCUCUCGGCGCUGGGCGCCUGCGCGCAGGUGGCCGCCUUGCUGGCGCUGCUCCUCGGCCUGCUGCCAUGGGGCACGGGCUCCGCGCUGCGUCUCGCCCUCGGGCGGCUGGGCUCGGGCGCCCGCCUCGCCAAGGGGCUGCCCGUGUGAGAGGCCCGGGGACGGCCUCCAGGCAAGGACGCGGAGCCGGCCGUCGGGCGAGGACGCGGAACCGGCCCGGGAAGAGAACGCGGAGCCGGCCAUCGGGCGAGGAUGCGGUGCCGACCCCCGGGCGAGGAAGCGGAGCCGGAGCGAGCUGUGCGCGCGCGGGUGCGCAGGCCGUCGGUCUGGAGCGGCUGUCGGGGAGCCCUGCAGUGGCGCGGCCUGAGGCGGCCCCGGGGGUUGGCUGGACGUGCCGAGACGCGGACGACGAGCUGCUGCUGCGUUCGCCGCGCGCUCGGACGGAGCUCAGCGGAAACAGCGGCUCUGCAGCUUUAACUGGUCGCCCUGUGCCUCUCCCCGACUCCUCACCGGGAACUGCUGUGGCUGAGUGUAGCAGUUUAGCUACAGUAAGCUGCUGUUUGCUUCGUCUCUUGGAAAGUAUUUUCCCUCAUUCUUCAACGUGAGUGGAUCGCCAAGGGUAUCAGACUAAAGAGUAAACUUAGCUGCCGGAUUUUUUUUAAGUACUUUAGUUAAGAUGGUUCGCCUCGUUUUUUCUUGUUUUAGAGAAAUUGUAAAUUGGUGCCUUAUAAAAUUAAAACACAAUUGGCUUUGUAUUAGACGAUGAAAGCGACGGACCAAAAGGGAGCAGCUGCGCCCCGGGAAGUACGGUGUGCAGCAAGGUGCGUGCAGACGCUUCGAGAGGUCCCGCGCGCGGAGCCGGGCUGGGGGCGCCUGGGAGAUGGAGGACAGCUCUACGUCCAAGUUCCCAUAUUUGGGGGGAACCAUGGAUCUCUGCAGGGCCCAGUUACCAUUCCUAAUUUUAUGAUCUGCUUUUUAAACCAUAGUCCAUACUUUGUACUGAUCCUAAUGCAACGUAAGAUGCUUUUCAUAUGUAAUUGCAAAUCUCCGUUUUAGGGUUCAGCACUUUUGUCUAAGACCUUAUUGGAUACCUUAAUUUAUUGCCAGAAAGUAUGGGCUCAAUAUUCCGAUGAGUCCAGAAAACUAUAUAUUUUGUCAGUAGCUAUAUAUUUAUAAGUAAAAUGUGUUUAGAACUUUAACAUUCUAUGCCGGUGGUUCUCAGUUCACAUCAGAAUUACUCGAAGAGCCAAACCUCAGUCAGUUCCAUCAGAAUCCCUGGGGUGGGAGCCAGGCAUCAGGACUUUAUUAGCGCUCCCCAGAUGAUACUGUGUUCCCCUGAGGUUGAGAACUACUUUUCUGUGCACUGGAUUGCACAACUUGAAAAUAAUCGUCAUUUUCUGGGGCCGGAUUCCAGUGUUGCCUUAAACGGAUGUGUCAGGCAGCACUGGAGCAUUACCUCUUUGUCCAAACUCAAAACUUACGUUCCUCAUGCCUGGGUCCCGAUCAGUGUCCGAAGCCGUGCCCCAAGAAGUGACAUCCAGUGACCGACAUCCACACUGUGGCCCCCAGGCUGCUUCACCCUCAGCCCAGUGUUCUCGCAGACGACUGCCUGUGCUGUCAGUGCACAGGGUUACCUACCUCAAGAGCACCGCCCAGCGGGUGUACGGGCACGCGCUGUUUGCCGGGACUCGUUGAUCUUCUCAACUGGAAAACUUGAGUUAUUGACUGCUCUAUCCCCCAGUUAAAUCUCUGUUCUAGUUCUAAAUUUCUCUACAAUUUGCACAGCUGAAGAUUUUACAAUGUUUAGCGUAUUUUUAUGUUGAUGCUAUUAUACUUAAAAAGAAUUUUCCCCAACAUUUUGUCAAGAAUUCAAACACUGAAAAUCUAGCUUUUAUAAAAUUUGAAGUGCAAUAUCUUGUAUAUUUUGACACUGAUGUUUUAAAAAAUAUAUAUAUAUCUUAAGUAAUGUAUAAUGUAGAGAUUUCAGUUUUCUCUAAAUGAAUUCCUUCUCCAAAUGUAAUCUGAUUAUCUGCUUACUGAGGUGUACUGUUUUUUUAAAAGUUAAAGCCUAACGUAUUAAGAUGAUAAAGUUCUUACUACGUAAAUCUCAGAAAAAGGAGCCUAAUCUCAAUAUGGGUUUGGUCUCUGGAUCUCUUUAGCUUCUCAGAGUUUGAUUACAACUUUUUAAGCUAUACGAGUGGAUGGUAAAUAACAUCCAAAAACCUAAAGCAAUCUUGAGCCAUCUAAUUGUGUGUUUACAGUGAGGUGCUGAUAAAUAAAAUGCUUUUAAUUUCAAA